Messenger RNA from Glycine soja, 1015 nucleotides. RefSeq names its product molybdopterin synthase catalytic subunit-like. The record is from RefSeq and is a predicted model, not a curated record. Gene Ontology annotation, biological process: Mo-molybdopterin cofactor biosynthetic process. The transcript has 2 exons. The coding region runs from base 277 to 843 and encodes 188 amino acids. Gene Ontology annotation, molecular function: molybdopterin synthase activity. NCBI's taxonomy places the organism in Eukaryota, Viridiplantae, Streptophyta, Magnoliopsida, Fabales, Fabaceae. Gene Ontology annotation, cellular component: cytosol.
UUAUGUGUUAUGGAUAAAAAAAAGAGGAUGUGAUAACGUUGAAAGUCGUCUGUAGCCAUUAUCGUUACCCGGCCCCUCCCUCUCAUCAGUCAAGACACACUCUCUGCUCUGCUAAUCGCGGCGUUUAAUUGAUUCUCCAUGGCAACUAUGAGAGGCUGUAAUCAAUUAGAAGGAUGAACCACUGGACUACUCUACUUCAAUUUUUGAAGGAAGAAAGGGUUCUAAUAACAGCAGAUUUUUGUUCCAUCAUCAUAUUAUCUGAAGUUCUGGUGGAAAAUGGCUGCUGAAGAGGAUAAGAAUCUUGUUGAAAUUUUGGAAAACCAGAAUCCAAUAGAUGUUGCGAAAUACAUGAAUUUUGUCAGUGCCCCCCAAGCUGGUGCUAUAGCUACAUUUUCAGGCACAACACGAGACACCUUUGAAGGAAAAACAGUCAUGGAGUUGAGAUACGAAGCUUAUGUUCCAAUGGCAAUACGCUGUAUCAAGUCAAUCUGCUCAUCUGCUAGAGCAUCCUGGAACCUACAUUCCAUUGCUGCCGCUCAUCGUCUAGGCACAGUGCCUGUUGGUGAAACAAGUGUCUUUGUCGCUGUCUCAUCUGUCCACAGGGCCGAUGCACUGGAGGCUUGUAGAUUUUUUAUAGAUGAGAUAAAAGCACAAGUUCCUAUUUGGAAAAAGGAGGUCUAUUCAAAUGGGGAGGUUUGGAAGGAGAACAGUGAAUUCCUAGAGAGGAGGUCUGAGCUUGGUAACAAGGAUGCAGGUUGCUGCGAGAAAAAGGUAGAAAUUAAAGAACACAGCAAAAAAUCUUGCUGUGGGACUAAGGUUCGGGUUGAUAAUGAAGGUAUCUAGGACUAAUAUCAAUGUUGGGGAUCAAAGAUACAAGAGGGUAAUUGCAAUUAGUUUAGUUUGAAGAAUAUCUUUCUAUUCCUCCCUUCCUUUUUGCUCAUUCUGUCUAUACAAUUAUAUUUAAACUUUGAAGGUAAUAAUAAGUUUGCCUAUUGAGAUAGAUAGGCUAUUGUGA